Molecule: messenger RNA, 1425 nt
Organism: Penicillium samsonianum
Lineage: Eukaryota; Fungi; Ascomycota; Eurotiomycetes; Eurotiales; Aspergillaceae
Exons: 8
Coding region: 1-1425 (474 amino acids)
Source: RefSeq, a predicted model, not a curated record
AUGGUCAAGACUACUUACGCCCUUACGCUUUUUGCGGCCGUCAGCUUGGCGGCACCUGUUGCGCAGCUUACUGGCCGUGCUGAGAAGCAGGGUUCAGUUGAGCACAAGAACCUCAUUCAGGAUAUUCCCAUCCUUGGACCUAUGCUUGGAGGGAAGCAGGAGCAGGAUGCCAAGCGCGAUGAGUCUCAGCCUCAGCACCACAACAUCAUCGACGGGCUUCCGAUCAUUGGAAAGUUAAUUGGUAACCAGAACCAGCGCCGAAAUAUCGGUACAGAGGGUAUUAGUGGCUUGCCAAUCAUCGGAGGGCUGUUCGGGAAGCACACACACACUGGCGGUGAAAAUGGCAUGAACAAGCGCCGAAGCUUCGGUCAGAACUAUGGCCAGAACGCAGGUCAAAACCAUGGUCAGAAUGCUGGUCAGAACCAGGGUCAAAAUGAAGGCCAGAACAAGGGCCAGAACUAUGGUCAGAACCAGGGUCAAAACGAAGGCCAGAAUCAGGGUCAAAACGAAGGCCAGAACCAGGGCCAGAACUAUGGCCAGAAUGCUGGUCAGAAUGCCGGCCAGAACUAUGGUCAGAAUCAGGGUCAAAACGAAGGCCAGAACAAGGGCCAGAACUAUGGCCAGAACUAUGGUCAGAAUGAGGGUCAAAACGAAGGCCAGAACCAGGGCCAGAACGGAGGCGAAGACUGGAAGCGUGACCUUGAAAGCAGCCUCAGCAGCAUUCCCAUCGUCGGAGGUCUUCUCGGAAAGAAUCAGGAUAAACCUUCUCACCAGCAGAUCGAGACCCCUGCCAAGCAUCUCGAUACCCGCCAGGCGGGCCAUUCCAAGGGUGUCUUCGGUAUCCUGCAGUCUUUGACUAGCAGUGGUCCCAUUUCCAGCAGCCACAAGCGCGACGAGUUCGAGCAACUGGAUCUAGUGGACGAUGUCGUUGAAGGAGCCGUUGGGUCUGGAAUUGACGCUGCCUCUGGCAUGCGGAUGCGCCGUAAUGAGCUCGCUGCCCCCAAGGCUAGCAACGGCCAGCAGGGAAACCAGAAGGGAGCCGAGAACCAGAAAGGCAAGGAGAGCUCGAGCUCCGGCGGCCUCCUCGGCGAAUUAAUGGGCAAGAAUGGCCUCGGUGCCAUCAAGGGCCACUCCCAACACGGCGUUGGCCUCUUCCCCAUGCGCCGUGACGAAAAAGAGCUCGAGGCCCGGGGGCAAGCCCCCAUCCAGGGUUCCACCCUCACCGCUGUUCUACUCGAGGGUGGUGCUCUGGGAAAAGUCACUAAUAUGCUUUCUGGAGGUGCUAUGCCCAAGCCCGGUUCCAACUCCCCCUCUAAGAUCGGUGAUGGUUCUACUAUGGGUCCUCCCAACCCUGCAUCUGGUGCUGGUCCUCACUCUGGUCCCGGCCUUGUUGGUGAGCAGAAGAAGGGCUCUGGUGCUGUGUAG